UUACAAAAAAGGUAGAAUACUUUCUCUACAAAAUUCUAUUUUCUUUGCUUUAUCUUUGUUAAUUUGUGAGAUCACCAAAACACUCUAUGGAGCAAAUCUUAUCCUCACCCUUCUUCUUCCCACUUAUUACUCUCUUAUUCAUCUUUAUCAUCUCACUAUACUUCACAAUCAACCACCUUACCAACUCUAAGAAACAAGCUAAUAAUGGCUUCAAAAUUCACCCAUUCUUCGGCACACUCCCGGAGUUCCUCCGCAACCGCCACCGUUUCCUCGAUUGGACCACCGAAGUUCUAUCUCCUCUACCAACACACACCUCUAUAUUCUUCCGCCCUGGCCGAAUCCAUGGCAUCAUAACCGCCUACCCUCCCAACGUCGAACACUUCCUCAAAACUCGAUUCGACAACUACCCGAAAGGCCAACGAGUACUAUCUCUCUUGCAUGACUUCCUCGGCACCGGCAUCUUUAACUCCGACGACCAACUUUGGCGCAUGCAACGUAAAACCGCUAGCUUUGAGUUUAACAAACGUUCACUUAAGAACUUUGUCUUAGAUAGUGUAAAGUGUGAGAUAAAAAACCGGCUUUUACCUAUUUUAAAAGAAACUUCCGGUUCGAACCGGGUUUUGGAUUUACAAGAUAUUCUUGAGCGGUUCGCUUUUGAUAAUGUUUGUAUGUUGGCGUUUGAUUUUGACCCGGGUUGCUUGUCGGGUCAUGGGUCGGGUGAGUCCGGUUUCAUGCAGGCUUUCGAAGAAGCUGCCGCGCUUAGUGCUGCGCGUUUUAUGUACGUGCUUCCUAUGCUAUGGAAGAUUAAGAAGUUGUUUAACGUAGGGUCGGAGAAAAGAUUAAGGGAGUCAAUUAAGAUUGUUCAUGGAUUUGCAGAUAAGAUUAUACAAACAAGGUUAGAAGAAAUGUCACGAGAAAAUAAUAAAAAUAGUGAUCAUAAUAUAAUUCACCAAGAUUUGUUGUCACGUUUUAUUUUUGCGGAUGAAAGUAGUACACAUGAUUGUAAUUUUCUUAGGGAUGUUGUGAUAAGUUUUAUCCUUGCUGGAAGGGAUACAACAUCAUCUGGAUUAAGUUGGUUUUUUUGGUUGUUAGCUAAUAAUCAAGAUAUUCUAACAAAGAUUCGAGCUGAAGUUAGUGAGGUUCGUAGUAGAGUUGGUAAAGAAAUUGGUGAUACGUAUGAUUUCGAUGAGUUAAAAGAAAUGCACUAUCUACAUGGGGCGUUAUCUGAGACUUUACGUUUAUAUCCUCCUGUACCUGUUGAUACAAGGGCGUGUCUGGAAGAUGAUAUUUUACCUAGCGGAACAAAAAUUAAGAAAGAUUGGUUUGUUACAUAUCAUACAUAUGCUAUGGGAAGAAUGGAAAGUAUUUGGGGUAAGGAUUGCUUGGAAUUUCGACCCGAAAGAUGGAUCGAUGAAAAUGGGUUGUAUAAGGCGGAUAACCCGUUUAGAUUUCCGGUUUUUCAUGCGGGUCCAAGGAUUUGUUUAGGGAAAGAAAUGGCGUAUUUACAAAUGAAAUCUAUAGCAGCUUGUGUGGUGGAACAAUUUGAUAUAGAUGUGGUAGAGAAAGAAACACGUCCAGAAUAUAUGUUGUCCUUAACUUUAAGGAUGAAGAAUGGACUCCCUGUGAGAGUGAAGGCAAGGAAAUAACAAAUGCUAUGAAUGAUGGUUAAUUGACUAGAGAUAUAGUGGUUUGUCUAGCUACAUGUGUAUUUUGUAUCUUGAUCUUUUUUGUUUUUCCUUAUUUUAGCCCACUUAUUUUGAAAGUUAUAAAGGACAAAUAAACUUUGUGCUGAUUGUGGAGGUAGAAAAGGAAUAAAUAAAGCAAUUAAAUUUUAGGAGUUUUUAUAAAGGGCUUCUUUCGAUUCGCUUUUCUAUUGAUAGAUGGAGAUCAUGUAAUAAAUUGUACAAUAAUGUUAAAUUGUUAAUAUGGGUUAUUGUGGAGUAAUAAACUUAGAAUGGUCCGUAUGGUUAAUAUCA
Molecule: messenger RNA, 1976 nt
Organism: Beta vulgaris subsp. vulgaris (sugar beet)
Lineage: Eukaryota; Viridiplantae; Streptophyta; Magnoliopsida; Caryophyllales; Amaranthaceae
Product: cytochrome P450 CYP94D108
Exons: 1
Coding region: 87-1646 (519 amino acids)
Molecular function (GO): oxidoreductase activity, acting on paired donors, with incorporation or reduction of molecular oxygen; heme binding; monooxygenase activity
Source: RefSeq, a predicted model, not a curated record